CUUUCAGUGCUAUCUAUUGUUUGCCUUGACAACAAAAGAUUCUAGUUUUUCCAGUUCUUUCAUUUAGGGAAACUGCUGGUAAGAGCACCAUCCUCAGUAAAACAGUGUUUCUGAACAGCUUAGUAGAUGAAGUGUUUGCGCAGAGAAAAAUAACCAUGUUAAAAUGCAGCUUACUUUUGUUUGGUUUUGGACUAAUAUUUAUUGGAAAGCCAAUUCAUACAGCAGGUGCAUCCUCUCAUCAGACAUCUAGACUUUCAACAUUUGAAAUAAUUACCCCGCGAAGUUUAACAGGCAGGGAGAGACGCCACACAUAUUUACAUGAGGACCAUUCAGAUGAUCGCUCUUAUUCGAUUCAAACUGCAAAUGGAACAUAUAUCCUAAAACUAAAGAAAAAUACAAAUCUUGUUAGUGAAGAUUUUGUACUAUAUACAUACAGCAAAAAUGGGAAAUUGGAGGCUACCCAUUCAAAUAUGAAGACACACUGUUACUAUGGUGGAGUUGUUGAAGGAGUUGCUGAUUCUAUGCUUGCUCUUAGUACAUGUGAUGGUCUUAGGGGAAUCCUUCACAUUGGUGACAAACAGUAUGGUAUGGAGCCAGUUGACACAUCAGCUACAUUUGAGCACCUAUUUUAUCCAUUAGAAUAUGUUCAACAAGAUCCUUUUCUGUGUGGUGUGCUGAAUGAUAACCUUCACCAAGAGAAGAGUGUGAAGAAUUCUCUCAGAUAUACAAAUGUUUCACACAGUUCUUUCAGCAGGGAAAAGCUUUUUAGGAAAAAACGAGCUGUGCUGCCACAGAGACACUACGUGGAACUAUUUAUGGUUGUGGAUAACAACAGGUAUUUGCAGAAGAAUUCUGAUCCUGUAGCUGUGCAAAAGGAAACAAUUGAGCUGACUAAUUAUGUUGAUGUGAUGUAUGAUGCAUUGAACAUCCAGAUUGUUUUGAUUGGGCUAGAAAUCUGGUCAGAUAAAAAUCACAUAAAUGUAAUGGAUGGUUCAGCUGGAGAUGUACUAAAUAGAUUUGUUUCUUGGAGAGAAAAAAAUCUUCUUAAGCGUUCAAGAAAUGAUGUUAGCCACCUCAUAAUAGGAAGAAGUGCCUAUAGUGGGGCAGUUGGAAUGGCUUUUGUAAGUACAGUCUGUUCUCAAGUCCAUGGAGGGUCCAUCAGCACUCUUAAAGGUAACAAUGUGCAACGUCAUGCCACAGUAGUUGCACAUGAGCUGGGGCAUAAUCUUGGUAUGAAACAUGAUGAUGGAAGGUGCUCCACAUCCUACAUUAUGUACAGUACGGAUAAUGCAUCCAAGAAUUUCAGCACUUGUAGUGCCAAUGAUUUUGAGAAACUCAUUUUGAAUGGUGGAGGAAACUGUCUUAAAAAUGCUCCAAAACCAAGUGAUAUUUUCACAGAACCUUUCUGUGGCAAUAACAUGGUGGAUAAGAAUGAAGAAUGCGAUUGUGGCAAACCCCAGGAGUGUACUAAUCCUUGCUGUGAUGCUGUAACCUGCAAAUUUAAGUCUGGAUCACAGUGUGCUGAAGGGUUGUGCUGUGAAAAUUGCAAGUUUAAAGUGGCAGGAGUGGAAUGUAGACCAAAAAUGAAUUUCUGUGAUCUACCUGAAUACUGCAAUGGGACAUACCCAUACUGCCCAGAUGAUGUAUAUAUCAUGAAUGGCUACCCAUGUAACAACAUGAAAGAAUAUUGCUAUAGUGGGGUUUGCCAGAAUCUUGAUUCACAGUGUGAAUCUAUCUACGGACAAGGGGCAAGAAAAGCACCUGAUAUUUGUUUUGAAGUAGCCAACUUGAAGGGAGAUAGAUUUGGAAACUGUGGAAUGUCAAGUGGAACGUACAAUAAAUGUCCCAUUGAACAUAGUCUAUGUGGCAAACUUCAGUGUACAUCUGUCAGUCUUGAAAAUCUUCCUGCUUCUAGUGUUGUCAGCAAUCAAGAUGGUGUUUCAUGUGUGACUUCUGACUUUGACCUAGGGUCAGAUAUCCCUGAUCCUGCUCAAGUUCAAAAGGGAACUGCUUGUGGAAAAGGAAAGGCCUGUGUAGACUUUAAAUGUGUUAAUGCAAGUGAGCUUGGUUACAACUGCGAUGUAAUGCAGAAGUGUAAUAAUCGUGCUGUGUGUAACAACAAUGGGAAUUGUCACUGCAAUCCUGGAUGGGCUCCUCCUUUCUGUGAUAAAUCAGGUUAUGGUGGCAGUAUUGACAGUGGUCCAACUCAUAUAGAUACAUCACUUAGAGAUGGCUUGCUUGUAUUUUUCCUGCUUGUGCUUCCAGUGUUGAUUGCAGUCGUAAUAGCAUUUAUCAAGAGAGAUGCAAUAAAGAGAAGGUUUUGCCGGAAAAGUAGAAGACGAUACAGGGAUAACAAUACACAGCAACCAAAGCAAAAUAAUGAACCUAACCAGAAUAACGCUAUAAAUAAUCAGCCUGCAACAACCAAUUCUGGGAUUUUUACAAUAUCGCAUUUUCCUGCUCCAAGGCAGCCAAUACAAAAUCAGUUUCCUGCAGCUCCUUCAAGAUCUCAUCAGCGACCACCUGUCCCGCCCAGACCUGUUGUCUGAAAGCCAUUUUUAGGACUCCUCACAAAGUCAGACAAAUGCCUUGAGUAAACUGAAAGAAAAUGUGGCAAAGGUAAAUUAAUGACGUAUUUUAGAAUUGUUAUUUUUUUCUUUGUUAUAUGAAAGUCUCAAUCUUGCAGUCCUAGGAGUCAGAACUACCUUUGAAACAUAAUAGACUGUUUCAUCAGAAAAGGCAUGAUGCUGAGGGGAGAUGAACACCUACCAUUCAACUUCAGUGGAAGUUACAGGUGCCCAGCUCCUCCCAGGCCUUUUUUAUCAGAAGGCAUAAGAGCCCAACUCUUACCUACAAUAUGUACAAAUAAUCAUCUCUUCCACAACCUAGACUUUGAGGCACAGCACAAAACUAGCAGCCAGGGAGAGGGGGAGUUUAAGAUGGAUUUAACUCACCUUCCUAAUCCUAAGCCUCUCUGAGGCUCUUGUGUAACUCAGGCAGCUCUGGAGGCCUAAGUUACAACUUCAUUGGGCUGUCUGGUGGGAAGCGGCACUGCCUGGCAUCUCUGCAGGACCACUGUGCUGGAGCCCUACCUCACCACUCUCUUAUGCUAGGGUCUGUGAAGAGAUCCUUGGGAGGCAGCAUUACGGCUGUCUUCUGAGUGCCUCAGAACCAAGGCUUUUAGGGCUCUUUUAUGCCACUUCAGCCCUUUUACACAAUGUCCUGGGGCUGGAGGAGUGGUGAUACUUAUUAGCAAUAUUACAUUUAAACUCAACUAUUACAAAUAAACAAAAGAAUUCUGGUGAAGAGAAUAUGGGUAUAAAUAAUGAAUGUAGCCUCAGCAAUAAUUUUUACUUUAUUACACAUAUCCUUGUGUACUACCUUAUUUACUAUACAUUUCAGGAAAAAGACUAGCUGCUUAACUACAUAUUAAAUGUUUACUGGUAAUUACAAUCUGAGAUUUCUAGGAAUACAUCAGCUCUGAAAUGAACACAUUAUAGUCUUGUAGUUCUAAAUGUGACACUAUCAGCAAGGAGUUUUAAUUUAAAAGAAAAUAACUAAAAUUGCACAGAGUUUGGCAAAAUGGACAACUAAUGGAAUGAGGGCAUGGCGAAUCUAUUACAUAUAUCCAGGGUGAAAACACAGUGGAAAAAGAGAAAAUAUUAAAGGUGAUUCAAAGUGAUAAAAUAAAAUUAACCAAAGGACACUUCAGGCUAAAUAUCAGGAAGAUUUCCCAGUUGUGGGCCAUAUCCCUCCCUCCUAAGUCUGUGUGAGACACCUAAGGUGAAGGAAAGCUCCGUAAGAACUGAGUUUGUUCUGUUCUUCUCAGAGGAAUUUCCAAUAAGGCUGGUGGGGAAACAAUGUACAUUUCUCUGAUCCCUUUCCCCUCCCAACAUGGAUCUCACUGCUACCUGAGCUGCUUUCUGUGCUCACUCACCCCUCCCUAGGGAAGGGAGCACUAUAGCAAAGACACUGUUUCACAUAGAAUGGUGAGAUCUAUGAUUGUUGGGCCAGCUUCAUGUGUGAAUCUUGGGGGCAUAAACUAACAUCCUAAAAUCUAUUAACUUAUGGAUUUGUCUCCCAAAGGAACAGUGGAAACCCCUUUAUUGUCAUUUUACAAUUGAACCAGACAAUGAAACAGAAAAUAUACUGUAGAAAAACAAAACUCAGCACUGACAAGGAGAUGGAUUAGAUGACCUAAGUCUCUUCCAUUUGUAAUUUCUCAGUCUGUGGAAGGCAACCAUUAUUUUUAGUUAUAUUAAAUGUGUGCCCAUUGUUAACCUAUUGCUUAUUGUUUUAAUAAUAAUAGUAUGACAUGCUGGCAGUAUCUUAGUACAAGUUGUUAAUGUUAGCAUAUUUAAUAGUACCUUUAUUUUUUGAAUAUAAGAAAUAUAAAAGUUGUCAAUUUUGUACUCUAGUAGUGUAUAUACAUCAGGAAUCAGUAAAUCAUUUGCACUGGUACUUCUGAUACGGAAAAAAAUGUUUUCUGAAAACUAGCAUUGUAAUUUAUUUCAAACUAAGUCUGGAUAAAAACUGAUGGUUUAUACCUAUAUUGGUUGUAAUAGCAUUCACACAUCUAAUUUAUUAUGGAAAUACUAUCCAGUGUUUCAAGGAGCAUUUUGUUAUUCCCACCUUGUUAAGUGAAUUGACUCAAGCAAUAGAGUCAGAGUGUAUCUCUUAGAAUUUCAGUAACCUCCAUAUUAAACAAAAAUAAAAAUGUAUCCUAUUAUCCAUGUACAUUAAUAAAAUAGUGUAUGAAGUAAAAUAGAAGUAUACUUUUAAAAU
This is a messenger RNA of Caretta caretta (loggerhead turtle), 4785 nucleotides long. Its product is annotated as disintegrin and metalloproteinase domain-containing protein 9. Gene Ontology annotation, molecular function: metalloendopeptidase activity. NCBI's taxonomy places the organism in Eukaryota, Metazoa, Chordata, Testudines, Cheloniidae. Gene Ontology annotation, cellular component: plasma membrane. Gene Ontology annotation, biological process: proteolysis. The record is from RefSeq and is a predicted model, not a curated record.